Messenger RNA from Polyodon spathula (Mississippi paddlefish), 3039 nucleotides. RefSeq names its product ras association domain-containing protein 10-like. NCBI's taxonomy places the organism in Eukaryota, Metazoa, Chordata, Actinopteri, Acipenseriformes, Polyodontidae. Gene Ontology annotation, biological process: signal transduction. The record is from RefSeq and is a predicted model, not a curated record. The transcript has a single exon. Bases 393 to 1775 code for a protein of 460 amino acids.
AACCUCCAGUAGCGCUUAGAACUGCAAGCUGUGAGUGCGCAGAGACAGAGCUGCGGGUUGACUUGAAAGCAGUGAAGCUCUGACACAGAAGAAAGGCAAUAAUUCUCAGGCUACAGCGUACAGCGGCAGCAACAUACCUGGGAUACACGGCGCUGAAUAGAAUAAAACGAACAUAGCGUUUGGAACUGACAAUAGGAAUACGCUUCUGUGAAAACAGCGGAAUUCUUGGAGACACUUAAUCAAUGAAUGAAUGAAUGGGCUGUUGUCAGCAUUCCACUAACCUUGGCAUCAUUUAACGUAAGUGGUGGAUUUGUUUCAUGCGCUACAGGAGCCCGAAAAACGUGGGCAAUAACUUAAUGAAACAGCUGCAACCGCUUACAUAUUGAUUAAAAAUGGAUCUAGGGGAAUGCAAGAUCUCUGUGUGGGUUUGCAGAGAGGAGAAGCUGGUGUCGGGUCUGUCGAGACGCACUACCUGCGCUGAUGUUGUUAAGGUGCUUUUGGAGGACCAGAACCUCCAGCAUGGGGCAUCUGCGCAAAUGCUAUCAGGGUCUCCGCAGUCCUACUGUGUUGUGGAGAAAUGGAGAGGCUUUGAGAGGACUUUGCCCAACAAAACGAAGAUCCUGCGACUUUGGAGCGCUUGGGGAGAGGAGCAAGAAAACGUCAGGUUUGUGUUGGUGAAAAAUGAAGCUUCUUUACCCAACAACGGACCCAGAAGCGCAGAGGCAAGGGUCGUGCUCAGCAAAGAGAGCCCGUGUGUUUUUAAAGGAACUGCGAGGGCCACUAUGGCUCUGUCCCAGGAAAAACAACGCAGGAUUGUCCGGAAAGCGUUUAGGAAACUGGAUAAAAUCAACAAGAAAAGACAAGAAGCUUUACCCAAGGAUACAACGUCAGGGGAAAAGAUGGAAACUUUAGUGCAUCUGGUUUUAUCGCAGGAUCACACUAUCCGCCAGCAGAUCCAGAGGAUUAAGGAACUAGACAGGGAGAUUGACAGGUAUGAAGCUAAAGUUCACUUUGACAGAAUGAAAAGGCAUGGGAUCAACUAUGUGCAAGACACCUACAUGGUUGAUGCCAGCCUGGAGGCUGACUCGAAUGCGGACGGCGAUAAAAACGAAUCGGCGGAUGCUUUUGCACAGUUUGAAGAGUACUCAAGGCGGUGCGAGGAGGUUAUAAAGCUGCAAGAGCAAUUGACAGAUCAGGAAGCACUGAUGGACACGAUUACUGCGGAGAUCCAAAAGGAGUUAAACCAGAGGUGGAUGAAGCGACGACAAGGGGAGCUCUCUGCCAAGGACACAGGCAGCAACAUGACAGAGACCCAAUCUACAAUUACAGCAACUGCAGCGGCUUCAGAGCCAAUUGCUUCUGAUAACGAGCUGCUUAUUGAGCACGACAGGAUAAAAACUCAACUAGACACUAGCCUAUACAUCGGGCUCCGAUUAAAUACGGACUUGGAAGCAAUCAAAAGUGACUUGGAUCUGAGUCAGGAGCUGUGGGAUGCAAAGGAGGAAGAGUUGCGCGUUUUGCUCGAAAAGGUGAAUUUUAUGGAUAUUGAGGCGUCGGACAAAACAGAGGAGCAUACCGACGACAGUUAUAAAAGCAGCCCUGUAAUAACUGAAACUGAAAUGCUACCCCCAUUGGACACAAACAGUGGCUGGGUUGAGCAGGCAAGGGGGCUGUCAAAGAACUGCAACACAAACGACGAGGACUCAGACACGGGGUUAAGCUCGAUGCACAGUCAGGACUCGGAUACUACACCUGUCUGCGAAUCUUUGGUAUAAAUAUUUUAGUUUCUUGAAUGUUUACCCAUUAGCUCAGGGGGCAGUAUAUAAAACACUACAAACGUGUUACUUUCUUGUUACAAAAUACAACGCGUGUGUUGCACUGCUGUGAGGAUUCAUUUACCAGUACUUUUUGCAGAAGUGCUACGCCCAGGACCUCUGAUGAUGUUUUGUCACCUGUGCACCCAUUAUGUCAUAUAGAACCGAUAUCCUUGCAUCAGAAGGCGAUGCUGCAUUGUCAUAGAUUCACACUCAAGAGUAAAAUUAUGGCAAAUGUGUAGAACUAAGCUAUAAUUUAAACGACUGUGUUGUUGUAACCGCAAAUAAAAUACACUUAUGUCUUAGCUGUAAAUAAUAAAGUGACAUAAGUUUAGUUUUGUUAAGUAAAUUUAUACUAUAGAAAACAACAAUAAAAAGAAAAUGUUCUUUAAUCUUGAGUUAUUGGUUUCAAUGCAUGCCUGCCCAGAAUAUUUCACCUUGUUAGUAUGCUGGAGCAGUGUGCAGGAGGCAACCUGGUGGUUUAACUGGGAGGAAGGGAUUAUAGUAAAAUCUUUGAACAUGCAUGUUUCACCCAUGACUACUCUGGGCAUCUUCGGUGAUCCAUAUAACCUAUAAUGCCAAAUGUACAAGUUUAACAGGUCAUAUAGAAGGUAUAUGAUCCAUACUAUAUGUUAUCUGAAGGGUAAAUUGAAUAUUAGCAAACAGAAGACAUUCGAUUCAUUACAGUAUCAGAAGCUGAUCAAAACUUUAAAGUCAAAAAAAAGUGUCUGUUGUACGUAAACGUUUCUUUAAGUUUUAAUCACAAUCAAACUGGCAGUUAAAUAUCAUAUUUUAAAUCUAAACUCACAAUGUUGUUAAAAUUUGAUAGAAAAUAUCAUAUUAAUGCAAAGUUGUCCCCCAAAAUACAUCCUACUCUCUUGACAAAAUUGGCUCUCUUGAAUUUAUUUAAAUAGUGGCAACUCUGCUAAAUAGGCCUCUGCGAAAAGUACAAUAAUGUAUCAAGCAUGCUGUAAUGCUUGGUCAAGCACCAUUAAAUGGUGCAGACUGUCAUUACUCAGUUACUGUAUGGUUGUUAAGUAACAGAAGAGAAACAGUUUGAAUUCCCUGUUGACAUGGCUACUGUAUUAGUGUGCUUGAGUAUUACAGGUGUAGCAUUCUUAGAAGCUUACAAACUGUGUAUGAUUGACCCAUGGUGUAGAGUGAGAAUUUGAAUUGUGAAUGUUUUUAUGAGUUACUACAAAUCCCAUUAAAACUAUAUGGGGCA